AUGGCAUACGGCGCAGUAGCAGAAGGUGCAGAUGUCCCGAUCGUCAUGUCGCUGAAGAGGUCGUUGACGUCGGGGAAGAAGUCGUCGUUAGGGAACUCGUCGUCAGUGAUGUCGCCGUUCGCAGCCACGAUGAACAAGACUCCAGCAGUCGCGUUGCUUGGUGGCCCUACCGACUUCUGCAAGUUAUUAGGACUAAAAUUAUUCCAUUGUCUCUGUCCAAUCUUGUCAUGGAAUGUUCGCGGCCUUAAUCAGCCGGCGAAGCGCGCGGCAAUCUGCGAAGUAGUUACGGCAAACAGGGCUGCAAUCCUAUGCCUGCAAGAAACCAAGAUAGAUAUCUGGACGCCCAGCCUCGUUAGGGAAAUCGGCGGAGCCGCCCUGACUGAAUGUGUAGUCCUCCCUGCGAUCGGCUCCCGCGGUGGAGCUGCUAUCUUCUGGAACAGCGAGCUGGUCAGCAUUGCAUCGCACGCCAUUGGCGAGUUUGCGAUCACUGCAAAAGUAACUCUUCUCCGGCAAUACAAAAGCUUCUGGCUCACCAUCGUGUACGGCCCAGCUGACGACGCCAGGAAGAAUGCUUUCCCUGUUGAAUUAGCUAGAACAGCUCCACCACCAACCGAUCCUUGGCUCAUAAACGGAGACUUCAAUCUGAUCUACGAGGCAAGGGACAAAAACAAUCUCCUCCUGAACCGUAGGAUCAUGGGCAAGUUUAGGCGGGCAAUCGACAACGCCGGCCUGAAAGAAAUCAAAUGCAAAAAUCGCCGCUUCACCUGGAGUAACGAGCGGGAGAACCCAACACUCGUUAGCAUCGACAAAUUUUUCUGCAACUGCAGCUGGGAAGAUCUGUUCCCCUCUAGUAUGCUGAUGGCUGCAUCCACGGCGUGCUCGGACCACUGCCCUCUGCUUCUAGCCGACGCAGCUGCUCCCCGCCGUCGCGCCAAAUUCAAAUUUGAAAGUUUUUGGCCGCAGUUCCCGCGCUUCCACGAGACGGUUGAUCAUGCCUGGAACAGACCUCUGCAGAGCAACUGCGCUUUCAAAUCUUUGUCGAUCAAGCUGGCGCGUACUGCACGAGACCUGAAGAUAUGGAGCUCCUCCCUUUUUAGUGAUGCUAAGCUCCAAUUCCACAUAGCUACAGAGAUCAUUCUGCGCCUCAACAUAGCCCAGGAGUCCCGCAACCUCUCCACACCAGAGUUCAAUCUCGGUCGACUCCUCAAGCAACGGCUGCUCGGCCUAGCUGCGAUCGAGCGUGCGCUCAAGCGCCAAGCCUCCCGGCUAACCUGGCUCAAGCUAGGCGGCGCGGGAACCAAGUUCUUCCAUGCGAAGAUGCGAUCAAGAAGAAGGAAAAACUUCAUCCACAGCCUACAAACGAGCAACGGAGUCGCCACAUCACACGAGGAUAAAGAGGCAGCCAUCUUCGAGCGCUUCAGUUCCGUCCUCGGCUCCAAAGGAGCCCGGACUAGAGCCAUAGACUGGAGCCAGCUACAGCUGCCGGAAAUAAGAGGAGGAGGCCUCGACAACCCGUUUUCUGAAGAAGAAGUCUGGGAGGCGAUCAAAGCCUCGCCAGCAGAAAAAGCCCCGGGCCCGGACGGCUUCAUUGGCGUUUUCUUCCGUAGUUGUUGGCAAACUAUCAAGCAUGACAUCAUGAAGGUUUUCCACCAGUUCUACUGCAUUGCCGGCGACAAUCUUGCUACGCUCAACUCCGCCCUGGUAGUCUUGAUCCCCAAAAAGGAUGGCGUGGCAACAGUUUCAGACUACAUGCCAAUCAGCCUAGUGCACUCCAUAGCUAAGCUAAUCACCAAAGUCCUCUCCAUGCGGCUCUCCAACAUCAUCGACUCCAUAAUCUCACCGGCGCAAUCUGCUUUCUUGGCAAAGAAGAGCACGCAUGAUAGUUUCCUCUACGUCCAAAAUGCAGUUAGGUCUCUACACAGAAGAAAAACUCCAGUGCUCCUGAUCAAGCUUGACAUAGCAAAAGCCUUCGACAAUGUAUGCUGGGAGUACCUUCUCGAGCUCCUCCAAGCCCUAGACUUCUCGGCGAGAUGGCGAGACUGGAUCACCAUGCUUCUAGCGUCUUCGACCUCCUCUUUUCUGCUGAAUGACGCGGACGGCAAGAAAAUAUUACACUACCGCGGGCUCAGGCAGGGCGAUCCCCUAUCCCCGCUUCUGUUCAUCAUCGCCAUUGACCCCCUGCAUCGACUUCUACAGCGCGCCAUGGAACUAGGCCAGCUCGACUCGCUGUCGGGCAGAGAUCUUUCGCUGCGCGUGAGUCUAUAUGCUGACGACGCCAUCAUUUUUGCGAACCCGGUGAAAGAGGAGAUCGACGCCCUGAUGGAUAUCAUCCACGAGUUUGGGCAAGCUUCAGGUCUGAAAGUGAACCUGCUAAAAUCUUCAGUCACUGCCAUCAGGUGCGACCUCAUCGACCUGCAGCAUGUGCUUCAGAAUUUCGGCGGGCAACAAACCCAAUUCCCCCUGAGCUAUCUUGGGCUGCCUGUCACCAUUUCUAGACUGCGCAUAGUGCAUCUGCAGUUCAUCCUGGACAGAAUCAGAGCGCGCCUGGCAGGAUGGAAAGGACGGCUCUUGUCCAUUGCAGGAAGGCGCGUUCUCGUCAGAAGCGUGCUCAGUGCACUCCCCACUUUUGCACUGGCUGUUCUGAAGGUACCAAAGAAACUCCUAGCCGAGGUGGACAAGAUCAGAAGACGCUUUCUAUGGGCUCAAGAGGAGGAGGUCAGUGGCGGGAAAUGCAAAGUAAACUGGCCUGUGGUGUGCUCUCCGAUUGACAACGGUGGGCUUGGCAUUCCAAACCUGCACCGUUUCAGCCGCGCCCUCAGACUUAGAUGGCUCUGGUUCUCCUGGGUAACACCAAACAGGCCUUGGGUGGGCAUGCAGCUGCCAUGCGAUCAAGGUGACAAAGAUCUGUUCAAUGCCUCAACAACGGUGACGCUGGGAGAUGGGAAAACGGCCAGUUUCUGGGACUGCUCCUGGACUGGCGCAAGAACUCUGAAAAUGGAGUUCCCUGAGCUCUACAAGCACUCAAGAAGAAAGAACAGGACCGUCCAUGCUGCACUACUAAAUGACACUUGGAUUGCUGACCUGGCCCACGGGAACACGCAACAACUAUGGCCUGAGGCGAUUCGCCUGAGCAGAUGGCUCAUCUCCAAGAACCUAAACCUAAACGACCAGCUGCAAGACACAAUUACAUGGAAGCACACGGCCUCGGGCUUUUUCUCCACCAGCUCGGCCUACAGCUGCCAAUUCCACGGGAUGAUCAAGACAAACUUCAGAAAGAUGCCAUGGCAGGUUUGGGCACCGGCACAGCUGAAAUUUUUGGUCUGGCUGCUGCUCAAGAAUAGGCUAUGGUGCAAUGACCGGCUCUAA
This is a messenger RNA of Aegilops tauschii subsp. strangulata, 3366 nucleotides long. The record is from RefSeq and is a predicted model, not a curated record. Lineage: Eukaryota; Viridiplantae; Streptophyta; Magnoliopsida; Poales; Poaceae.